This is a messenger RNA of Erpetoichthys calabaricus (reedfish), 5954 nucleotides long. RefSeq names its product deleted in malignant brain tumors 1 protein-like. Gene Ontology annotation, cellular component: membrane. NCBI's taxonomy places the organism in Eukaryota, Metazoa, Chordata, Cladistia, Polypteriformes, Polypteridae. The record is from RefSeq and is a predicted model, not a curated record.
AUGAUUUGCCGGGAGUUGGGAUGCAAUAAUCUAACAUCAUUAAAUGUUGGAAAUUCAGAGAUAGAUGGAGAUCCUAAAUGGCUUGACAAUGUGAGAUGCAGACCACGUGAUUCUUAUCUGCGGCAGUGUCCAUCCUCACCCUGGGGCAAAAACAAAUGCAGUAAUGAUGAGGUGGCCGUUAUCACCUGUUCAGGAAAGAAGGAAAAAGAAAACACCGUCCUGCAGAGUUGUUCAGAGAACCCCACACAAGAGCACUGUCCAGAGCUGAGACUGGUUGGAGGAUCAAAUUGUUCUGGGCGAGUGGAAAUAAAAUAUGAUGGCUCCUGGGGUACUGUCUGCAAUGACUCAUGGGACUUGAAGGUUGCCCAGGUGGUCUGUAGACAGCUGGGCUGUGGAGAGCCAGCGAGCGCAGAUCUGGAAUUUGAUGGAGGGAUUGGCAUCAUUUGGUUAAACAAAGUGAACUGCAUUGGCCUCGAGUCUUUCUUAGACUUUAAAAUAGUAAUGGCGAUGGAUGAACUCCUCCCUGUCUGUGAUGCUGUGUAUGAGGAAAUUGACUACAAACUGGCCAGACAGGGCACCUAUAGAGCACCUCGUAAAGGAAGCCUUUUGUCAGAUGAGCUGCCCUAUGACUAUGAGGAUAUCGAGGACAGUGAGAAUGAACACAUCUCAGAUAACAGUGUUCCUGAUGAAGUGCCUUACAACUAUGACGAUGUUGAUGAAUUUGUGGAUCACUCCCAAGCAGACAGUCAAAAUCUGAAGCUGGUGAACGGCAGAGGACCGUGUGAGGGGAGAGUGGAGGUGCUUCGUAACGGGCAGUGGGGCACCGUGUGUGGUUAUAGCUCGGACUGGGACAUGAAGGACGCUGCCGUCGUGUGCAGACAGCUGGGCUGUGGGGAGGCUCUGUCAGCACCACUCUAUGCUCACUUUGGAGGGGGAACUGGGCGAGUCUUGAUGAGUAGUGUUAACUGUAAAGGACAGGAGUCUGCGCUGAAGGACUGUCAAAGUGAUACCGACUCCUGCUAUAACAAUCACGAUCGCGAUGUGAGUGCGGUGUGCUCAGGUACUGGUGCCCGUUUAGUUGGUGGCAGCAGCUCCUGCUCUGGGAGACUAGAAAUGUUAGAUGGUUACAGCUGGAAGAGCAUCUGUGAGGCCAACUUUAAUCAGAUGGCCGCUGAGGUUGUCUGCCGUGAACUGGGUUGUGGAGCUCCCAAAAAAUAUCAGGGAGGAAUGUUUGGUCAAGGAAGUGGUACAGUUUGGGAAAAAAAGAUUCAGUGCAGAGAAAGUGAAAAAAAGAUUUUUGACUGUUCAUCACCAAACAGCGCAGCAGGGCGUUGUACUAAAAGGAACGAUGUUGGACUUGUUUGUGUUCCUUGCAGACUAGUGAACGGUUCUGAUUCUGAGUGCUCUGGACGAGUUGAACUUUACUAUGACCGUAGGUGGGGAACAGUCUGUGAUCGCUACUGGGACCUGCAGGACGCCAGUGUUCUCUGUAACCAGAUAGGCUGUGGAUAUGCAAUUGAAGCCCCUGGACAGGCCAGGUUUGGAGAAGGCAAAGGAGAAAUAUGGAGAGAUAAUCUUCACUGUGAGGGAGAUGAGACUGACCUGACAAAGUGCCCAGCUCUUGAUUACGGACGUGAGGAGUGCACACAUAAGAAUGAUGCCGGUGUUAUUUGUUCUAACCAGAAUUUUGGAGUUAGACUGUCAGGUGGCCCCAGUCGAUGUGAAGGAUGGGUGGAAGUUUAUUACAAGAAGGACUGGGCAAGAGUCAUGAUGGAAUCCUGGAGUUCCAGAGAUGCCACAGUGGUGUGUAGACAACUUGGCUGUGGCACUAGGACUCAAAUGCCAAAUUCUUCACAAUACAAGAAGAGCAGUAAAACUGUGUGUCUAAAAGGCUUUCUGUGUUCUGGGAAUGAAAAACAUUUGGGGUCCUGCAGUCAACCGAAGGAAAACAAAUGUGUAGGUAGUGCUAAUGCUGCAGUCCAAUGUGUUGAUCAUUUGGACCUCAGGCUGACUAAUGGAACAAGUGUCUGUGAUGGAAGACUGGAAAUAUUCUAUAAUGGAUCCUGGGGGACAGUGUGUGAUGAUUCCUGGGAUUUACCAGAUGCAAAUGUAGUUUGCCGGCAGCUCCAGUGUGAGGCAGCUGUAGAAGCCAUAACUCCAGUCUCAUAUGGACCAGGAAGUGGACACAUUUGGCUGGACGAUGUGCACUGUCAGGGGAAUGAAUCAUCUCUCUCGAUCUGUACACAUCGCGGAUGGGGACAAAAUGACUGCAGGCAUAAGGAGGAUGUGGGAGUAAAUUGUACAGAAUUCAAGAUACUACGGUUAACAGAUGGCUGCUCUGGACAACUUCAGGUUUUCUAUAAUAACUCAUGGGGCAGCGUCUGUGCAAAUAACAUGGAUAAAGCAACUGCUGCCAAGUUCUGUCAGGAAUUGGGCUGUGGAAGACUUAAGUCUGAUGUUAAAGAAGAAUUAUCAAAGCUGGACCUUGAUCCAAAAUGGCUGGACAAUGUGAGAUGUAGAGGACAUGAGGCUUCCGUCUGGCAGUGUCCCUCUUCUCCCUGGGGUAAAAAUACAUGCACUAGGACUGAAGUGGCAGCAUUCAAUUGCACAGGAACUAUGAAAGUCAGCACCAAUAACCCAAAACCCUGUUCAGAGGAUCUCACUCAGGAGCGCUGCUCAGAGACCCUAGACUUGAGACUGGUUGGAGGAACUAAUAACUGCUCAGGGCGAGUAGAAAUAAAGUAUGGAGACACAUGGGGCACAGUCUGUGAUGACGACUGGGACAUGAAGGACGUGAAGGUGGUCUGCCAACAACUUCGUUGUGGGGAACCCGUGAGUGCAGAACUGGAGUUUGGAGGAGGACGUGGUGUCAUCUGGCUAAACAAAGUGAGGUGUAGGGGCACCGAGGCCCACCUGUGGGACUGCCAACAUGAACCACUAGGAAAGAAUGACUGUGAGCACAAGGAGGAUGCAGGAGUGAACUGCACAGGAUUUGCACAGGAUAACAAGACUCCAAUACCAAAAGAAGUCUCCAAUAUCAAGGGUUCGAAAGAGCAGCCCAUCCUCAUGAUUGUCUGUAUUGUCCUCGGAGCGCUUCUCUUCCUAAUAACAGUCCUGCUGGUUGGUCAGCUUCAAAGAAACCGGACGCUAAAGAAAGGAAUGGCCAUGGAUGAACUUCUUCCCAUCAAUAAUGCAGUCUAUGAGGAAAUUGAGUAUAAACUGGCCAGACAGGGGACUUAUGGAGCACCAAGAAAAGGGAGCUUUCUGUCUGAUGAGCUACCAUAUGACUACGAGGACAUUGAGGACGAUGACCAAGACCAUGUUCUAGGUAGGAAACUGGCUUCGUUGGAUGGCCCUGGCUACUAUGAUGAUACUGAAAUAGGAAAAACAGAAGACCUGCCAGAAAACAUCCCUCAUGAUGAGCUGCUUUACAACUAUGACGAUGUUGAGGAACCCUUAGAAUACUCCACAAUCGAUGCCAAAGAUCUGAGGCUGGUGAACGGAAGACGGCCGUGUGAGGGGAGAGUGGAGGUGCUUCGUAGUGGAGAGUGGGGCACCGUGUGUCAUUAUGGAUGGGAUGAGAAGGACGCUGCUGUGGUGUGUAGACAGAUGGGCUGUGGGGAGGCUCUGUCAGCAACAUACAAUGCUUACUUUGGAGAGGGAACUGGGCCAGUCUUGAUGAGUUAUGUUUACUGUGAAGGACAGGAGUCCGUGCUGAAGGACUGUACAGCGGAUACGCAGGAUCUUGAUGACUGUACUAAUGCUUACGACGCGGGUGUGAGGUGCUCAGGGUCACAGAGGACUGGAGCCUUUUCAGGCAGCACUGGGCACACAGCAGGAACCAAAUAUGAGUGGGCGAUAGUCUAUUGUACUGGUGUACGUUUAAUAGGUGGUAGCAACUCCUGCUCUGGAAGACUAGAGGUGUUACGAGAUUACAGCUGGAAGAGCAUCUGUGAGGCCAACUUUGAUCAAAGGGCAGCUGAGGUUGUCUGCCAGGAACUGGAAUGUGGAUCUCCAAAAGAAUAUCGAGCGGGAAUGUUUGUUCAAGGAAGAGGUUCAGUUUGGGAGACAAGGAUUCAAUGCAGAGGAAAUGAAAAAAACCUUUUUGAUUGUCCAUCCUCAAACACCUCAGUGGGGCGUUGUGCUACUGAAAGGAAUGAUGUUGGCCUUGUUUGUGUCCCUAUUUUCUUCAGUUCUGUCCUUUUUAUUUGCUCCACAGCUUACAGACUGGUGAAUGGCUCCAGCUCUUGCUCUGGUCGAGUUGAACUUUAUUAUGGCCGACAGUGGGGUACCAUCUGCGAUCGCUACUGGGAUCUGCAGGAUGCCAGUGUUUUCUGCAAUCAAAAAGGGUGUGGAUAUGCAAUUGAAGCCCCUGGACAGGCCAGGUUUGGAGAAGGUCAAGGAAAAAUCUGGAGAGAUAAUCUUCAGUGUGAGGGCAAUGAAUCUGACCUGACAAAGUGCCCAGCUCAUGAUUAUGGACAAGAGGAGUUCACACAUAGAAAUGAUGCUGGUGUUAUUUGUUCCCGUGGAGCAAUGGCUCUGUGGAUAGGGAUCUGCGCCAUCAAUUGGAAGUGCAUGCUCCCAACCUAUCUGUUCUCAAUCUGUCCAGGCAAGAAUUUUGGAGUCAGACUGUCAGGUGGCCCCAGUCGCUGUGAAGGAUGGGUGGAGAUUUACUACAACAAGACCUGGAUGAGAGUUGUCAGUGAAUCCUGGAGUGACAGAGAGGCCACAGUGGUGUGCAGACAACUUGGCUGUGGCUCCAAGACUCAAAGUCCAAACCCAUCAAAAUACAAAAGGGGAAAGAACUUGUGUCUAAAAGGACUUCAGUGCUCAGGGAAUGAAGAACAUAUGGGGAACUGCAGCCAUCCACAGGAAUUCAAAUGUGGAGACAAUAUUGAUGCAGCAGUUCUGUGUGCUGUAUCACAUAGCUUUCAAUCUGAAUACAUAUUCCAUUGUUAUUUGUAUGUAGUGAAUUGUUACACAUUAGUGUCUCUCAUUUCUUGUCCAGAUCACUUGUCUCUUAUGCUGGCUGAUGGACGAGGCAUCUGUGAUGGAAGACUGGAGAUUUUCUACAAUGGAUCCUGGGGUACAGUGUGCGAUGACUCAUGGGACUUAGCUAAUGCGAAUGUGGUUUGUCGGCAGCUCCAGUGUAAAUCACCUGCAAAUGCCACUGCACCAGUCUCAUAUGGACCAGGAAAUGGACACAUCUGGCUGGACGAUGUACACUGUAAGGGGAAUGAAUCAUCUCUGUUGGAGUGUGGACAUCAAACAUGGGGGCAGCAUAACUGUAGGCAUAAGGAGGACGUGGGAGUACACUGUUCAGAAUUCAAGAUGCUGAGGUUAACUGAUGGCUGCUCUGGACAACUUCAGGUUUUCUAUAACAACUCUUGGGGCAGUGUAUGUGCUAAUGACAUGGAUAAGAGCACUGCUGCCAUGAUCUGUAAAGAAUUAGACUGUGACAUUCUUAAUCCCAGUGUUAAAGAAGGAUUAUCAAAAUUGGACCCUGAUCCAAAAUGGCUGGAUAAUGUGCAGUGUAGAGGACAUGAGGCUUCCAUCUGGCAGUGUCCCUCUUCUCCCUGGGGUAAAAAUACAUGCACUCAGAAAGAAGUAGCAGAAUUAUAUUGUUCAGGUAAAAUAAAUAAGUAUUUUUUCUAUAUAUUCUGCACACUAGAGUAAAACUAUAAUACAAAUAAUAUGACUGUGUGGAAGAUCAGCGUCGACACAGACAGACACGGACUCCAGAUGUUGAAAAGCACACACGUUUUAUUCCUGGGCACACAACACCAUACUCAGCCCAAUACAGCUCACAGUCCUUUAGACUUCCUAUUCUUCUGCCGCCUCCACUCCUCCCGUCGCAAGCUCCAUCCUUGUCCACCUGACUCCGGCUCUCCGAAUGGAGUGAGGUGGCACCUUUUAUGGCACACCCGGAUGUGCUCCAUGUGCUCCCUGAUGAU